This is a messenger RNA of Platichthys flesus (European flounder), 3642 nucleotides long. It is a transcript of the gene shisa6b, whose product is annotated as protein shisa-6. Bases 405 to 2408 code for a protein of 667 amino acids. The record is from RefSeq and is a predicted model, not a curated record. The transcript is spliced from 9 exons. Gene Ontology annotation, biological process: regulation of short-term neuronal synaptic plasticity; regulation of AMPA receptor activity. Gene Ontology annotation, cellular component: postsynaptic density; AMPA glutamate receptor complex; dendritic spine membrane. NCBI's taxonomy places the organism in Eukaryota, Metazoa, Chordata, Actinopteri, Pleuronectiformes, Pleuronectidae.
ACUCGAGCACAACUGGACGGCGGGGAGAGCUCCAGGAUUCAGCACCUUGGACAGCGACGCACCGCUGCCUCCCCGAGCCGCUCAGCCGGGGAAGAGCGCGCAAAGCCCGGGCAUCCGCCAGCCACCUCCCGCUCCUACUCGCCAGGACAUGGCGCUCUCCUGCCGCCGCUGCCCGCUGCCUCGCACCGGGUUUAGUUUGUGCUCAGCCUAAGAACAGCAGAGAGAAUGCCCUUGACAGCAGCAGUGCCCGCAGAGUUUUAUUCAGCAUGACGGCUGCACGGGAGCGCGCAGGGGAAGACCCGCUGGAGAAACUUACACAAGACUGAACCGUUGCGCGUUCAACCACAGUUUGAGCGUCUUUGCCAACAACACGAGACUUUUGGUCCAGAGUUCUUCGCACUACCAUGGGGAUAAGGCACCUUCUGUUGCUGCUGAUGUACCUGGACCCGCUGAGCGUGUUGGGCGCAGCUACAGGCGGCAAAAAGAACAAGCCGUCGCCCAAGAAGGUUCCCACGGUCGCCCCGACGCUUAAGACGCCGGCGCCAGCGCCCGCCAGCAACCACGACACCUGCCUGAGCUACUACGACGUGAGCGGGCAGUAUGACAAGAUGUUCGAGUGUAACAACACGAACCACCGCUACUGCUGCGGGACGUGCUACCUGCGCUUCUGCUGCGAGUACAAGAAGGACCGGCUGGACCAGCAAGCCUGCACGAACUACCACACGCCCGUGUGGGUGCAGACCGUCAAACCUUCCCCCAUCCCGACCGGCGAGACGUAUGAUCCCAGCAUGGAUCAGACCAACACGGCGGUGUACAUCACCUGUGGGAUCAUAGCCUUCAUCAUAGUGUUGGGAGUGUCGGUCAAAGUUGCUUAUGACAAAGCUACAGAGCCGCCUCAGGAAAUGAAUAUACACAGGGCCCUUGCAGACAUCCUGAGGCAGCAGGGGCCCAUCCCUAUAUCACAAUACGACUGUGAGAACUUUGCAGCGAUGAACGGCUCGCCCAAAGACAACACACCAGUCCGAACCUCAUCCAAGAACCACUACACCCCGGUUCACGCCUCCAAAUCCAACCACGGUCUCCACUAUGGAAAGGAGAGCAUCAGGAGCAGCGGAGGCGCUGACCUUCACAACUUCAUCUCCUCUGGCUUCGUGACAUUAGGUCGGGGCCAUCAGAAAGGAGAAAAUCAUUGGCCGGUCCGCUCCCAGAGUCACCAUGGUACCCAUCAGCACAACUAUAACCAUGUGGCUCUAGGUAGCCCCACACGUACACCUAAGAAUGCUCACCGAUCAUUGAGACGUGAGAACAAUCGGAUGAGCGGCAUCCUGACCUCACAGACGGAGCCCUACGACCUGUCUUUCUCACGCUCCUUCCAGAGCCUCUCACAUCUGCCGCCCUCCUACGAGGCGGCCGUCAAAGCCGACCUCAGCCGGUUCUCGUCCCUGAAGAAACUCACAGAUAAAGACGUCGAAGAAUACUACACUCGAAAGCGACACCUGCCCGACCUCGCAGCAAGAAGCACUCUUCCGUUGCAUGUUCUCAAAAUAAGUCAAGACCAGCACCGGGACCAGCAGCUCCAGAGCCAGCCCCAGCAGUCCUCCAUCUCCCAGGCCCCCUCCCAGUCGCAGUCUUCACAGCAGCCGUCUCAGCAAAGGCAGCGGCCCCGUCGCGUCCAGAGGGCCAUGUCCCAGGACCGUGUCCUGUCUCCACAGAGGGCCCCAGAACCGGAAUACAACAUAUCCUCUAAUGGUAUGUCCCCAUACGGAGGCAGGAUCCUCUCUGACGAACAGCUCCUGUCCGCUGAGCGCCUUCGAUCCCAGGAGCGCCUGCUUCCACAGGACCGCCACACCUCCCAAGAUCGCUUGUACACCAAGGACCGCAUGUACUCUAAGGACCGACUCCUGUCACAGGAUCACCUCUACUCAAAAGACCGCCACUACUCUCAAGAACGUCUCUAUUCACAAGAUCGCCUGUACUCACAAGAUCGCCUCCUUUCCCAGGAUCCUCUGCUCUCGCCGGACAAGCUUAUGAUGUCUCUGAAGCGUGGCAUGGUCAGCAGCGUCUCCGGUGGGUUUCGCGGCAGCGACAUGUCAAUGUCGCGCGCCAUAUCACACACAGACGUGUUCAUACCCACCACUCCUCUAAUGGAUCGUUACAAGAUGACCAAAAUGCACUCCCAUCCCAGUGCCUCUAACAAUGGUGGUGGCGGCAGUAGCGGGGCACAGGGAGCAGGAAGCACCGGGCACUCCAACACUUUAGCUAUGAACCAGACAUCAACUAAGAGGCAGGCGUUUGCCUCCAGACGGACCCACACUGUGGAACAACUCCACUACAUCCCACAGCAUCACCAGCAGCAACAACAGCCACAGCACUAUCGCACAGGCAGCAAGACUGAGGUGACUGUGUAACAGCAGCCAGGGACUGGCUGAACUGGACAGGAGGAAGCACUGUUAUGUGCAAGGGGGUGGGGCUGAUCGGGGUACAUGGAUAUACUGGCGUUCUUUUAGAGUAGGGUUAGGGCGAUAUCACUUUCUUUGACUGAGGUUCCUGCAAAGUCAGAGAUUACAGGACCAAGAACAUCAACUAGCUUACUGUGAGAGACCGGAAAAAAUAUCUUCACUGUACACUGCAGACACAUGCCCAGCGAGAUCUGAAGCCAGACAGGGUUGUGAAUAGUCAGGAGUGGUAUUAUCAAGCUAACUUGCCUAUUAUUAAUUCCACUGUCUUGAAUAUUCUAUUCACCCACAGGUAACAACCUUAUUCUGUCCAUGUUUUAGUGAGAAAACACUCAUCAUGUCUGUUUCAGCCCACACAACCCCCUUAGUCCAACAAAUCUAUUUUGUGACCUUUUCUGGCAAAUCUUAAAGGGCUUUGCAUGGUUAAAGACAAAGACUGAAUCCGCCGGGAUUUCUGUUGUGCAACACAACGCAACCGCAGGUGAUGAGCAAGGAUGAGCCUGUUAUAACUUUAUAAAUAUAUAAAUAAAUUAAUUUAAAAAAAAGAACCAUUUGUACGCCCUGUCCUACUCAUAGCUCUAGAGAAUCUCAAUGAGAGAAAUUUAAAUGGAUGUUAUCAGCACUUCUGUUCGGUGCCUCUGACAGAUAUUCCAUUUCUAGAGAUGAAGUGGUUUUGUGGGUUACAAAGCACAAUCAAUAAAAAAAGUUCUGUUUUGUUUUUCAUUUUGUUUAUCUGAGUUUGAAUAGUGACAGCUAGCGUGUUUUGUUUUUAAAGCAAUGGUGGGGUUUUCUUUUGCUUCCAGUAGAAGAUUGUAAAUAAGCUAUUUUAGAAGCAGUAUAAUGGACAAGUCUGUGCUGGAUGGACCUUGUAUUAGACUGUCUGUUUUCAAUAGAUUCUUUAAAAAACAACUAUAAAUCAUCACUGUUUCGUGCGAUCAGAAUAGAAAUCCACUUAACCAAGUAUUUGACAGGAUAAAUUAAUACUCUACUGUGUGUGUCUUUGCGAAACUGUUUGUAGAAUGAAAAAGUGAACGAAUGUGUCGUUGAAAACAGAUAUACCACUGUUCAUAUUUGGAUGUAGACUGUGUUCCAUUGACAUCAGAGGAGUUGAAAAUCAUGGAAAUGGAUUAUAGCUCUUGUCAAAGUAGGUUCAAAUAAACCAUCCAUAUUUUUCUAAACAUUCAGA